Messenger RNA from Pleurotus ostreatus (oyster mushroom), 1698 nucleotides. RefSeq names its product aspartate--tRNA ligase dps1 (gene DPS1). Bases 1 to 1698 code for a protein of 565 amino acids. Lineage: Eukaryota; Fungi; Basidiomycota; Agaricomycetes; Agaricales; Pleurotaceae. The transcript is spliced from 7 exons. The record is from RefSeq and is a predicted model, not a curated record. Gene Ontology annotation, cellular component: aminoacyl-tRNA synthetase multienzyme complex; cytoplasm; cytosol. Gene Ontology annotation, molecular function: ATP binding; RNA binding; aspartate-tRNA ligase activity. Gene Ontology annotation, biological process: aspartyl-tRNA aminoacylation.
AUGUCGGACAACAAUCCUACCGUAGCUGAGCCGGUAGCUCAAGCUGUCGACGCGGAAGGUCAAGCCGGCCCAACCAAAAGCGAGCUCAAGAAGAGGGCGAAGCAAGCCGAAAAGGAGAAGAAGGCCGCAGAGAAAGCUGCUAAGCAAAAGGAGCUCGAUGCCCAGAAACAAGCAGCCGAAGUUGAUUUUGCUGCAGAACUGUAUGGAAAACUUCCACUCAAUCAGUCUCAAACGCGAACGAAUCAAACGCGCAUCCAAAUUUCCACCUUGUCUGCUGAUCGAGAUGGGGAGCAGGUCCUGCUACGAGCCCGAGUGCAGACAUCUCGUGCUCAAGGGAGCAAGAUGGUCUUCUUGAACCUUCGCCAGCGAACCGAUUCCGUUCAGGCGUUGCUUGUCGUCGCUCCGGAGAAAGUCUCUAAGCAGAUGGUCAAAUGGGCAGCUGGCCUCUCCGAUGAAAGCAUCGUUUUGGUGGAAGGGGUCGUGGCCAAGGCGCCAGAACCAAUCAAGAGCGCAAGUGUAAGCGACGUGGAGAUCCACGUCUCCAAGCUCUAUCUCAUUUCUGGGUUAGAGGCGCGCCUUCCGUUUACCAUUGAAGAUGCUACGCGUCCUAUUACGACCGGCGAUGAACCCGAGGACGAGGAUGAUGAGAAGCAGGAAGACGCGCAAGCUACGCAAGACCCUGCUCAACCCCAAUUCAAUCGCGUACUGCUCAAGACUCGUUUAGACAAUCGAGUCAUCGAUCUUCGCACCCAAACAAGCCAGGCCGUCUUCAGGCUUCAGGCUGCCAUCGGAGAACUAUUCCGCCAGCAUCUCCACCAUAACGGUUUCAUCGAAAUCCACAGUCCUAAGCUCCAGGGCGCGGCCACCGAGUCUGGCGCGUCUGUAUUCAAAGUCGGCUAUUUCAAAGGGAACGCGUUCCUUGCCCAGUCGCCUCAGCUAGCCAAGCAAAUGGCUAUCGCUGCUGACUUUGAGCGUGUAUACGAAAUCGGCCCUGUUUUCCGUGCAGAGAACUCCCGUACCCAUCGUCAUAUGACCGAAUUCAUGGGCCUCGAUCUGGAAAUGACGAUAGAAGAGCACUAUCACGAAGUCAUGGAAUUGUUGGAUAGCGUAUUCCUGGCCAUUUUCCGGGGUCUGAAGGAGAAGUAUAGCAAGGAGAUCGACAUCGUCAGGAAGCAGUUCCCAGCUGAUGAGUUCAAAUGGCGUGAGGGGCCAGAAGGAACACUCAAGAUAACCUUUAAGGAAGCUAACGAUCUCCUCGUUGCCGACGGCGUUGAACGAGGACCUCAAGAUGAUAUCGAUACCGAGAACGAGAAGCGGCUUGGCCGCAUAAUCAAGGCUAAGUACGACACUGAUUAUUAUAUUAUCGACAAAUUCCCUAUGGCUCUUCGUCCGUUCUAUACGAUGCCGGACCCUGAUGACCCAACAUUGUCCAACUCCUACGAUUUCUUCAUGCGAGGUGAAGAAAUCCUCUCUGGGGCUCAGCGUAUCCACGACUCCGCCUUCCUCUGUGAAAAAAUGCGCGAGAAGGGUGUUGACCCGGAUUCGAUGAAAUCUUACGUCGAUGCUUUCCGCUUGGGAUGCCCUCCUCAUGGUGGAGGAGGUAUCGGCCUGGAACGUGUUCUCAUGCUCUUCCUGAAGUUGAACAACAUCAGGCGGGCCUCGAUGUUCCCAAGAGACCCCAAGCGAUUGGAACCUUAG